Rotaria sp. Silwood1 is the source of this 807-nucleotide messenger RNA. The record is from the annotation of a GenBank genome assembly. Lineage: Eukaryota; Metazoa; Rotifera; Eurotatoria; Philodinida; Philodinidae.
AUGCUCAAACUUUGGUUUAAAUAUCUUCAACUUUUUCUUACAGUACUCUUUGACAUUCCGCUCAAAGGUCAAUUAUGGUGUGGUGUCAAAGAAGAUUUAACUGAACUUUAUCCCAAAGGUACAACAACAGGCAAAAACAUUAAUCGUCAUUCAUAUUUCAAACAAGAAGAUGAAAUUAUCUUGCUACUUGGUACAAGUCUUGAAAUAAUCGAUUUAAUUAAUCAUACAGAUGGAUUUCAUCUUAUUAAUCUUCAUCAAGUGAAGUUAUCUAAUGAACUUCUUGCUUCACCUUUUAAUGACACAUACAAAUCAAAGCAAUAUAAUUCCGAUGAUGAUAGUUCGGCUGAUGAAGCCUCAAAGUGUUCAUAUCAAAAGUUGCAAUUUCAACGAAGUAUAAAUCAACAUAAUGAUGUUUGUAAAAGACCAUGUAGUCAAUUCGAAAAAGUUAUUUUUUCUGUUCAGUCAUCAAUCAAUCAAAUGUCAGAAAGUAUUCGAAUACCCAAAUUACAAACACAAAGAAGUGCUCAAAGACGUAUCGAAAUAAACUAUAUUGCUCGUAUGGGUAAUUAUAUUGCUGUUCAAAAUACAUCUAAUCAAGAUGUUCAAAAUAUGGCAGAUUAUCGUGUACUUGUUCGUAUUCUUGCUCAUAAUACAAGUAAAAAAUCAUUAGCAGCAACUCCAAGCGAUGAAAUGAUAUCUCUUAUCGCUGAUAAUAUAAUAACAUGUGGAAUAGGCACAAAUAUGAUCACACAAUUAAUUGAUGACAACGAGAAACAGCAAACAAUUUCUACUGAAAAAUUUCUAUGA